CGAGACUCCAUUCUUUUCUCUUCGCUGCCUUCGAUCUUUUUAAUCCUCUGCUCUGUUCAUCGCCUCUUCGUCAGCUUGCGGCGGUUCACCUCUCUUCCGGAAGGUAUUCGGUAAUAUUCGAGAAACGCCAUGGAGCUGGGACAAGGGAGAUUGGACUUAUGCUGAUUAAAACGGGAAGAAAGUAAAGAGAGGAGGAUGUUUGAAGGAUUGGUGAGGCAGUUGAUACUGGGAUAUUUGGGCAAAUACAUCAAAGAUAUCCAGAAAGAGCAGCUCAAAAUCACUCUUUGGAAUGAGGAGGUUCUGCUGGAAAACGUGGAGCUGAUUGUGGAAGCAUUUGACUACCUCCGGCUACCAUUUGCUUUCAAACAAGGCCGUGUUGGAAAAUUAAGUAUCAGAAUUCCAUGGAAGAAACUUGGCUGGGACCCCUUUAUAAUCAUGCUGGAAGAUGUAUAUAUUUGUGUCUCUCAACGGGAUGACAAUGAGUGGUGUUUGGAUGCUGUUGAAAGACGAGAAUUUGCAAGCAAAAAGGCCCAGCUUGCUACAGCAGAACUUGCAAAACUAUCAAGGCGCGUAUGUGACAAUCAGACUGGAAAAUCUUUUGUUUCUUACAUCACUGCCAAGAUUAUUGACAGCAUUCAAGUAUCUAUCAGAAACGUCCACAUUCUCUAUUGGGAUUCACUGUGUGAAAAGGAGGAUCUUUUAUUGGGCUUGAAGUUUUCAAGUCUGACAAUUAUGAGACAAGCAAUUGGAUCUUCAAGUUCAAAAGUUAGAGGAGGUCAAGUCAACAAAUUGAUUGAAGUUCAGAAUUUAGAAGUUCAUUGUGAAAACUUAAGAAAAACUUAUAGUUCAAGUACAAAGGAUGUCCAAAGAUACGACAAUGUGGGUGGACAAAUGCUUGACGACCGCAAAUGUUCAUCUAUUUUAGCUCCGUUGGAUGUUUCAGUGUCUCUAUCGGUAAACAGAUCAGGCAACUUGUUAAAUGAUCUUCCGCAGUAUGACAUCAAGGUUGACAUGGCAUGUGUGGAAACCUCAAUGGAUGAGGUCCAGUUGCAGAAUAUCUUGUCUCUUUCAGAUUAUAUGGAAAUAUGCCGGUUGAGGGAGAAGUAUGGACGUUAUCGUCCUUGGUGGAGCCCUAUAGGGAAAAGGCUCAAGGGAUGGCAAAAAGCAUGGUGGCACUAUGCUCAGGAAUCUGUACUUUCUGAUGUUCAGAGGAGAUUGAGAAAAAAAUCUUGGAAGUACUUUGGACAGAGGCUAUACUCGUGCCGGACAUAUGUGAAAUUGUACAAGGCCAAGUUGAAGUGCUUGAGACAUGAUCAGGUGAUAGAAGAAAGUGUACUGCAUGAAUUGGAGAAAAUAGAGAAAGCAACAGAUAUUGAUGACAUUUUGAAUUACAGAUCCAUUGCUGAACAUGAAUUAGAGGAUUUCUUGUUGAAUACAUCAUCAAAAUAUGGGAAAAAUGGUGGAAAUGUUGACAAAGUGGUUGAAGAUGAUCAUCCUCCUAGCAAGCCUCGAGGAUGGUUGAAUUGGCUGUCUUAUGGCAUGCUUGGAGCUGGGGGAACAGAUGAUUUCAAUCAGUUUUCUGGUGUGGUUUCAGAUGAUGUGAUUGAGGACAUAUACGAGGCAACAAAAUUCCAUCCUUCUACAUCGACUGGGGAUUUGGCAGCAAAUGACGUAGUUUACAUAUUUUCAAUGAAAGUGAACAUCUCUGAGUUUCGGACAACACUUAGAAGCAUGAAACUGGGACAGGCUAUUGCUGAUUUGAUGCUGAAGCAGAUCUCUGUUGAGGGUAGGGCCUGGGAGAAAUCUGCAAGUAUUACAGCCUCUGUCAACUUUUGUCAUUUGCUUAAUCCAUUCAAGCAUCAAGUUAUUUUGUCAACUAAAGAGGUCAAUUCCGAGCAUGUUGUUGUUGAGCAACGACAGCCUUCCUUAAUCAUCAAUGUUGAUCUCUCCCCUGCAAGCUCUAAUCUUGGUUCAUCUGUCAAGGUGAUGCUUAGUCCAACUGAAGUAUUUUGCGAUUCAGAAUUUGUGAAGAAUAUCUUGGAUUUCUUACUUGUAAUGGAGCAAUUGAGCUUUCAGCAUCAAAGAAUCAUGCUGUCCCUACAUGGAAUUGAUGACCUUAACUCGCGUCUUAUAUCAAAAAUUGAUUAUGUUUUAUCAAUUCGUGAGAAGAUAAUCUGGGAUAUUAAUCUCUUGAAUAUUGUUGUCAGCAUACCAUUGGAAUAUUCUGAUGGUGAAGAAUGUAAUAUGUUAAUAGAAGCAUCGGCUGUUUCCUUCUCAUCCAAAUCUGAAAUACAGUCUUAUAGUCUUUCCACUGGAGAUAUGCCUCGUCUUCAUGGAAAAUAUGUUAGUGACUCUGUCUGUGUCGAUGAUAAUCAAAUGGGUUUUAAGCUUCAGGAUCUGUAUGACCACUUUGAUAUGCAGAUAGAUGAUUUCCAGAUAAAGCUGAAGCUGCCUUCAGAAUCAAUCAUGCUUUUAGAGAAAUUUAGUGCUACAGCAAGCUUGGCAUCCUGCAUUUUACCGAAUGAACCAAUCCUCCAGGAAUUUGAUGUUUCUAUGCGGGUGGCCACCCUUCAUUUGCACUUCUCCCCCCUAGUAUAUGAGAAAUUGAUGGGUUUUAUUUCCCAGUUUUAUACACUUAUUCCUCAAUCAGAGACUACAGAUUCAUUUGAACUGAAGUCAAAUGUUUUAAAGGCCUCCAUGUGCUCUUGGCUCACUAUGGAUGCUUGUUUUGAUGAAAUUCACAUACUUCUUGAUCUUGAAGAUAGUGUGGCCGAAGGCUGUACCCUUAACCUCUAUUUUCAGAAGUUAUGCAUUUGGUAUGAUCAAAGUGAUUCUGCUUUGGGCUGGGCCUCUGUGCAGGCAUGCCAGAUCACUGCUAGUUCUAAGAACAGUGAUUGGGAUAGCCAUGUACUUGUUGAGUCUGUAAGUAAACAUAACAUGAGCAUCAAUCUUGAAGGUGAAAGCACAGAUUUGGGUGACAAAGGCUCACUUAUUGAUGGGUGCAUUGUUCUGCAGUUUGAUUCUCAGAGAAACAUUCAGUCGUUUAUUCAGAAAUAUACAAUAUACACAUGUGAUCUUGAGAUUCAUUUAUAUCCCUUUAUUAUUGGGAAGUUCAUUGACUUUUUAGACAGAAUCUCAGCCCAUGGUACUUCAGAAGUUUGUAGUGAGGUAUUGGACGUUCAGGAUGAAAACGCACCAGGAUAUGGUUCCAAUCUUGACAAUUAUGAUUUUCUAAGUGAAAUAGGCUCUUCUGAACCAACUAGCAUUCUGUUUGAUCACUUCCCUUUUACUAGAUUUGAGAACUUGAAACCUCUUUCUGACCUUCAUUCUACAGUUGAUAAUAUGAAGCUUAAAUUCAGUGAAAAUGUCCAUUUAAGAGGCCAGAAGAUGAGACCCUCAAAAUUUGGUCAUGUGGAAAGUGUAGAUAGGUGUUCAAAGUUGUUGCUUGGUAACGUGAAUCUCUGCAGCAUCACUGUGCAUUUUCAUGAUUCCCUAUGCGUUGUUAGCACUAUUAUUGUGCCCUUGGCAAAGUCAUUGCUUACCAUUUCUGCAGACUCGUUAGAUAUGGUUUGUUUCACUGAGCAAAUGGUAUUAUCUUCAUCAUGGUGGCCUCAAACAAUUACUAAAUUUCUUUGGGAGCCCUUGUCCUCAAAAUGUCCAAUUCUCAACUUGCAUCUGAAGCAGAGAAGAGCUGGUUUACAUAAUUUCCAUCUUGAAAUGUGUUUCGAUAUCCAACAAGUUUCCUGCAUGUUGCCUCCUGAUUAUAUAUCUAUGAUAAUUGGUUACUUUUCCCUACCGGAUUGGAGUGCUAAUGCAGAGGAAAAAGUAACAGAUGCAGUAGCUGCUGAGGAAUCUAACACUAUCACAUAUCAUUUCAAGAUUGCUAACUGCAAUGUAAUUACUCCUGCUGAUAGUGAUUGGUCUGAAUUCCUCAAGCUUAAUAUUGCACAAUUAUCCAUUGCUUUCUCUCAAUAUUGCAAAUGCAAUUCUAUAGCUGAGGAUAUUCCUUCUCUAUGCUGCAUUGAUACUGGAAAAUUUUCUCAUAGAAAUGACUGUUUAGACCUACAUGGAUGUGAUCUAUCUCUUUCUCUUUUAGUACUGGACAAAUAUAAUGGCAGUCCCUUGAAUAUGUAUCAAAGCCAUAUCUUAAUUGCAUCACUUACAGCGGAUUUCUGGAUCAGAAUGCCCUAUGAUUUUAUGUCUGAUGGAUCUCCAUAUCCUAACUGUAUCAUGGCUAUGGUCAAAGACUGCCAGCUUCUUGCGGAAGAGUUACAUGUAGUUGCUGGGUUGAAGGCACUAGAUUCUGUAAUCAAUCAGUUCUCACAGGUGGAUGAAGAAUCCAAGCUCUUUACAUCUGAUGUUCAGCAAUUUCUUCAGGCCAAGAAACAAAUGAUGGAAUGUACUCCACUUGUUCCUAUAACUUCAAAUAUGACACUAACUGACAUGAGGUUCUGUGUGAUGUCAUUGUGCAUAAGAUUUCACCAGUUGAAAAAAGACUCCAAUUGUUCUGAACUUAUGGCGGAGGCAGAGAUGCAUUUUGUCUGUUCUUUGUCAUUGAUCAAUGACCGACUUAGCAGUCUUGAAGUAUCAUUCUAUUCUCUUUCACUGUUUUCAUUAUCACAUUCUGUCAUGCUUUCUGAAUUUUCUUGUCCUGGGUCAGGCUCAUCAGUUCUUGAUGUGAUCUUUGUAGUAUCAGUUUCUGGUGAAAAUCUGAUUACUGUCUCAUUUUAUUGCCUGGAUAUCUGGCUACAUUUGCAUGACUGGAAUGAGAUUAUUGGUCUACUCAGUGUGUACAGCACACAUCUGUCUGCACCGACCUCUGGUUCAUCAUCAGAAUCAAUUCCUGGAAUCCCAUCUGACCAUGACAAAUCUGCAUCAGGUGAAAGCUCAGCUCAAAUGCCAUAUUUGAACGUUAGACAAUCUUCUGGUCUGUGCACAUUGAUUUUAGAGCAUGUUGGUUUGGCUCUUCAUAUUCCUGCACUAGUUGCCCAAGACACGGAUAUGGCUUUUGAUUGGUUCCAUUUUCACAAAAAGCAGCCAUCAGAUGAAUAUAACAGCCUUCCAUGUUAUAAACAGAAUUGCUUUCUUUUAGUUAGUCUGCAAAUUAGAAAGAGUAAAUUGAUUGCUGAUGGAAAAACAGUGAAGCUGAAAGUUAGUUCUGAAUAUUUGAAUGGUGUGGUAAAGUUGUUCUAUGGGGGAAAUGCAACAACAUGGCCACUUUUUCAACUGUGUAAAGCCAAUAUUGAGGCUCAUAUCUAUAAAGAUGAGAAUGAUAAGGCACACAUGGAGUUUAUGGUUCGUUGUGACAGCAUGGAUUUGUCAUUUUCAAACCAAAUUCUAUGCAUCCUCCAGUUUACAUGGUUUGAGCAAUCAGAAGAAGUGCCUUCUAGAUUUAAUUUUGCAAGACUGGACUUACAGGUGCAGCUAAGAAAGUUUUCUCUUCUUUUGACAGAUUGGAAGAUUUCAAAUGGACCGUUGUUGGACUUUCUUGUGAGAAACUCAAAUUUUGUGUCCACUAUAACUGAGGAUGAGCUUGAAGGUUCCGUUAUGUGUGACCUUGAAGUGAACUACUACAGCAUUGACAAGGUCUUGUGGGAGCCCUUUGUGGAGCCCUGUAAACUUCAGUUGAGCAUGCAUAGAAAGCUGGAUGAGAGGGCCCUCUUUAGUGGUGCUAUCAUGACAGAUAUCAACCUUGAAUCUAAGACACAUCUCAAUGUGAACAUUAAUGAAUCCAUUAUAGAGGUUGUCUCGAUGAUGAUUGAAAUGAUCAAGGAUGCUUGGUGUCUUGUGGAAGGGACAGGAAGCCCAGACUUCUACACCCCUCACAUAAUCAGAAGCCCAAAGUCAAGAAGAUAUGCUCCAUACAUGUUACAAAACUUGACGACACUACCUCUAAUAUUUUGUGUCUGCCAACAGCAACUUGGAGAUGAUGAUGUGGAUGUGUCCCCAUCCAAAGGUGUCCUGCAACCUGGUUCUUCUACUCUUGUCUACAUCAAUGAAUCCCCUGAAGAACUGGUUUUCCGGUAUAGACCACUGCAGUCAUCUGACAAACUCACUGAUAAGCAGUUGCUUGAGGCUGCACACAGACACGUUACUUUCCAGUUAGAGGGAACCUCUGUUCCUUCUGUUCCCAUUUCAAUGGAUCUUGUUGGUCGCAGAUUCUUUGAAGUUGAGUUUUCAAAAUCUUCGACAGUCUCUGAUAUUCAUAAUGAUGAAAAUUCCUCAAAAAGAAGCCGAAAAAAUGAAGCAGAUAAUGAUGGAGUCACUGAUAGAGGGUUUGCGAUUCCAGUGGUGAUUGAUGUUUCUGUUCAAAGAUUUACAAAGUUGAUUCGACUACAUUCAACUGUUGUAGUUUUGAAUGGUACUUCAACGUCACUUGAACUGCGAUUUGAUAUUCCAUUUGGAGUUUCUCCAAAGGUUUUAGGUCCAAUAUGUCCAGGUCAUGAGUUUCCUUUACCUCUUCAUUUGGCUGAAGUUGGUUACAUAAGAUGGCGCCCAGUUGGUGAUUCUUACCUUUGGAGUGAAGCUCACAGAAUAUCGAGUAUUAUCUCCCAAGAUGUCAGAGUUGGGUUUAUGCGUUCCUUUAUUUGCUACCCUUCUCAUCCAAGCAAUGAUCCAUUCCGCUGUUGCAUUACUGUGAAUUGCCAAUGCCUGCCUCCAGUUGGUAGAUUAAGGAGUGUGUACUCACAGAUUGAUCAGUCUGAAAAUGUUAAUGGGCAAACCUCAAGCAAUUUGGAGAUACCAAACAACAGAUUCUUGUAUCGGAUGGUAUUAUCUAGUCCAAUAGUGUUAAAGAACUAUCUAAUGAAGACAAUAUCUGUCACAUUAGAAUACGCUGGUGUUACACGUCCUGCCUUACUUUCUGAGGUUGAAACCUCUUUUUAUUGUAUUGAUUGUUCACAUGAUGUGUCAAUAACUUUCCAAAUCAGUGGAUAUAGACCUUCAACAUUGAAGUAUCCACGUGCAGAAUCAUUUAGCAAAAGUGCUAAAUUUAGUGGAACAAAGUUCUCAAUACCUGAAAUUAUCCAAUUUGAUGCAGAGUUUUCUGAUGGUUCAUUAUACGUCACAAUGGAGAAAGUGAUGGAUGCAGCCUCUGGAGCUCGUGAAAUAGUUAUUUCUGUUCCAUUUCUAUUGUAUAAUUGUGCUGGAUUUCCACUAGUUCUCUCUAACUCUGUCAGUGGGAUGAAAGGAUAUAGUUGUGUCAUUCCUUCAUGCUAUAAUUUGGACAAACAGAGCGUACUUGGUGAAAGAAAAGAUGGUCUAUCUCUUAUUUGUUCUGAUAGGAAUUUAUCUGCUGCAGAUUCUAGCAAUGAAACAAAGUCAGAUUCACUUGAUUCUAUGCAAAUGGGAUCUAGAAGAGUCAUUCCUUGCUUGUUUUCUCCUGAUCCACGCUCUUAUUCCGGGGAAGUUUUAGUUAUACUAAGUAUGUACCUGCCUCAUAGGGUAGAAAAUCUUAUAAAACAAUCAUGGUCUGCUCCGUUCUCCCUGGUCCCACCAACUGGUUCAACCAGUGUUCUUGUUCCUCAACCAUCCCUGGGUUCUGGUCAUGUACUGUCUGUCUCUGCGAUGGCAGCACCAUUUUCUGGAAGGACAAAAAUUAUCACUUUCCAACCAAGAUAUGUGAUUGCUAAUGCCUGCAAUAAGAACUUGUGCUAUAAGCAGAAGGGAACUGAUAUUCCUUUUCUUCUGGGAGCAGGAGAACAUUCUUAUGUUCAAUGGACAGAUACAACGAGAGAGCUACUUCUAUCUGUUCGCUUUGACGGGCCUGGAUGGGAAUGGUCUGGCUGCUUCCUCCCCAAGCAGUUAGGCGACACACAGAUAAAAGUACGUAACUACAUCACCACAGGUGUGAUCAUGAUGCAUGUAGAAGUGCGGAGUGCUGAUGUUUCUGAUGGAGGUGAAAAGAUUGUUGGAAGCACAAUUGGUAACUCCGGGACAAACUUGAUUAUCUUGUCUGAAGAUCAUACAGGUUUUAUGCCGUACAGGAUUGACAACCAUUCAAGGGAGAGGUUGAGGAUUUACCAGCCGAAGUGUGAAUCUUUCGAGUCAGUAAUUUAUCCUUACACAUCAUCUCCAUAUGCUUGGGAUGAACCAUGCUAUCCACAUCGCCUCACUCUAGAGGUUCCAGGCGAACGGAUCUUAGGAUCAUAUGCCAUUGAUGAUUCAUCAGCACAUUCACUUGUGCACCUACCUUCAACGUCAGAGAAGCCUGAAAGAAAUUUGCUCAUUUCAGUUCAUUCUGAAGGAGCAAUUAAGGUUCUCAGUAUCAUAGAUUCAAGUUACCAUGUUUUGAAUGAUCUCAAGAAUCUUAAUAUUGCUCAGAUGAAAGAUAAAGGGAAACAGACGCAGAAGUAUGAAUCCUUUGUGAAUUACAAGGAGAAGUUAUCAAUUGAUGUUCCCUUUCUCGGAAUAUCUUUGAUGAAUUCUCAUCCUGAGGAGUUGCUCUUUUUGUGUGCUAAGAACACAAAACUUAACUUUGUACAGAGUUUAGAUCAACAGCUUUUCUCCCUACAAGUGGAAUCAUUGCAGAUUGAUAAUCAAUUACAUACAACUCUGUAUCCUGUGAUCCUGUCCUUCAAUCUUGGUAACAAGGGAAAUUUGGGGAAUCAGAUGAAGCUUAGAGAUAAUAAUGCAAAACUCAUGACUGGAAGCAUGAGCCAAAUUGCUUAUUCCAACUUGCAUGAACCAGUGUUAUGCUUAGCUGUUGGCAAAUGGAGAAACACUGAUGCAUCACUGGUUUCAUUUGAAUCUAUUAGCCUUAGAGUAGCUGAUUUUUAUCUUGAGAUUGAGCAAGAAAUUGUGCUGAGAUUGUUUGAAUUUUGCAAGACAACAUCUUCAAGGCUGCGGAGCAGAGUUUUCCAAAACGUGGAUUCCUCCCUGAAUAUGUUGUUCCCUGACUCAGAACUUGUUCAGUAUUCUUCAUGGUUUGAUGAAAGGCAAUCCAAUAGUAUAGGCACAACUCCUAUUUCUAAAGAUUAUAUAAGUUUGUUUCUGCCCCAUAUUGUCCCAAUUGGAGCUCCUUGGCAGCAAAUUGAACUUGAUGUGCAGAAGGAGAAGAAAAUAUAUGUUGAACUGUUUGAUAUGGAGCCUAUUAAAGUGACAUUGAGCUUUUCAAGCAGUCCGUGGAUUCUUAGGAAUGGUGUGCUUACAUCUGGGGAAUCUCUUAUUCAUAGAGGUCUUAUGGCUCUUGCUGAUGUCGAGGGUGCACAAAUUCAUUUCAAGCAAUUAAUCCUUUCACACCAGAUGGCUAGCUGGGAAUCCAUCCAAGAAAUCCUUGUCAGUCAUUACACACGACAGUUUCUACACGAAAUGUACAAGGUUUUUGGUUCUGCUGGAGUUAUUGGAAAUCCUGUAGGAUUUGCAAGGAAUUUAGGUCUAGGCAUCAAAGAUUUUUUCUCUGUUCCUAUCUGGAGCGUUUUCCAGAGCCCUACAGGACUUAUUACUGGUAUGGCUCAGGGUACAACGAGCCUUCUCAGCAAUACUGUUUAUGCAAUAACUGAUGCUACUAGUCAAUUCAGCAAAGCUGCACAUAAGGGUAUAGUGGCAUUUGCAUUUGACAACCAAGCCGAGACAAUGAUUGAAGGACAGAACAAGGGGAUUGCUUCCCAAAGCAAAGGAGUGAUAAAUGAAUUCUUGGAGGGACUCACAGGAGUACUCCAAUCACCCAUCAAAGGGGCUGAAAAACAUGGCCUGCCAGGUCUAUUUUCAGGUAUAGCGGUGGGUAUUACUGGACUAGUGGCAAGACCUGCAGCCAGUUUGCUUGAAGUCACUGGUAAAACUGCACAAAGCAUCAGAAACCGUAGUAGGAUACGCCAGAUGGGGUAUCGGUGCUUUAGAGUCCGUUUACCAAGGUCUUUAAGUGCAGAUUUACCACUGAAGCCUUACUCGUGGGAGGAAGCAAUAGGAACAUAUGUUCUUGCUGAAACGGAUGAAAGUCUGAGAGAGGAGACACUAGUUAUGUGCAAAGCACUCAGUCAAAGUGGCCAAUAUGUGGUGAUCACACAAAGACUUAUACUAGUAGUUAGCUGCUCCACUUUAGUCGACUUGGGCCAACCCCACUUCGAAGGGGUUCCUCCUGAUCUUAAUUGGGUGAUGCAAUCUAUAAUCGGAUUGGAUAGCAUAAUUCUUGCUGACAAUGAGGGGCAGGUGGUGCACAUUGUGGGAAGUGGUUCGGAUAAAUUAUCUAGACAGAACUUUCAGAGGCACAAAAGUGGGAGCGAACAACCAAAGGGGAAGGCAUUGAAGAAUGUACAUUCUCCACUGCCCCUUCUCCAAACCAAUAUAGAAUUCACAAACCCAGAAGAAGCCGACGAGUUCUUGAGAGUAGUGAUGUGCAUGAUUGAAAGAGGAAAAGUGCAAGGCUGGGGCUCUACAUAUAUAUUACAACAGAGCAGCAUAAAAUAGUUUCUGCAGUAUAGUGUGUUGUUUUGCGAUCAUUGAACAUUUGUAAAUGGUAGAUUAGAGAUGCAAUGGUUACAGAGAAAGUUGCUUUAGUCAUUGUUGAAGAUUGGAUUUCAGUCAUAUCUGUAUAUGUUGAUCGUAUGCAGGGCUUUAUUUUAUGUAUAUUAUUAUAACAAACAUAUGUUUAUAUUACAUUAACCAUUUAUUUAAUUUAAGUUUUUACUA
Andrographis paniculata is the source of this 10626-nucleotide messenger RNA. RefSeq lists its product as uncharacterized. Gene Ontology annotation, cellular component: extrinsic component of membrane. The coding region runs from base 196 to 10404 and encodes 3402 amino acids. Gene Ontology annotation, biological process: protein targeting to vacuole; protein retention in Golgi apparatus. Lineage: Eukaryota; Viridiplantae; Streptophyta; Magnoliopsida; Lamiales; Acanthaceae. The record is from RefSeq and is a predicted model, not a curated record. The transcript is spliced from 50 exons.